Messenger RNA from Closterium sp. NIES-67, 2147 nucleotides. NCBI's taxonomy places the organism in Eukaryota, Viridiplantae, Streptophyta, Zygnematophyceae, Desmidiales, Closteriaceae. The record is from the annotation of a GenBank genome assembly.
CAGACGAAUCGACGAAUUGUGUACAACGCGGUCUCUAGAUUGUGUUAUCUGAAUCAGACGAAUUCGAGCCUCGGGAUCAUCGCAUCGAUGUCGUCCUCGGCAGAAGAUGCCACUGAAGCCGGCGGGAAACAGCCGCGCUUCGAGCGAGAUCGCCACGUGUCGUACUUCGUUAAUUGCCUCAACGGUCUUCCCGCCGCGUACGAGUCGCAGGAGAGCAACCGGCUCACGCUAGCUUACUUCUGCGUCGUGGCUCUAGACCUUUUACAAGCUCUCGACCAGGUCGACCGCCAGAAGAUUCUCAACUGGGUGCAUUCACUCAAGGUCCUGGACCCUGGAUUCACCCAUGCAAAGGCUGGUAACCAUGUAACAGAUCCUGUCGCCACCACCAUUCCCCCUCCACUCGCUCAAGUUGCCACAUCCAUGUCAACCCUUUCUGUGGAAGCUGGUGCUGACGUGUCAUCCCUUUCCCUGCAAGUGGGUGCUGACGUGGCUCCAAGCAGCAGCGAGGCACGGGAAACAGCAGGGUGCAGCAUUGGCAGCGAGGGCGCCUUGUGCCUGGGAGCAGAAGUGCUAGGGUUUCGAGGAUCGCCUUCUAUUGGAGUGAAGAGCAGCACUCAGGGGGCGCCCAAGCAGUCCCCCUACGACUGCAGCCACAUCGCGAUGACAUACACCGCCCUCGCCAUCCUCGCGACCCUGGGGAUUCCUGGUGGAACUCGGGGAGGAAAGGAGGGUGCUGUUACGAGAGGGGGAGAUGAAGCAGCGGAUUUGAGUCGUGAGGGGGCCGUUUCUGAGAAUUCUCAAAAACACCCUGCAAAAUCAGGGACACGGGGAGGAAAGGAGGAUGCCGUUACAAGAGAGCGAUAUGAAGCAGCGGAUUUGAGUCGAGAAGGGGCCGUUCCAGAAGGCGAGGGACGAGACGAGGAAUGGAAAGCAGCAACGGAACAGAUGGAACAAGCGAGAAGGGAAGGCGCGGAUGGAGCAAGCAGGAAGGGGGUUGAUAGGGGGAGUGGAAGGGAGGGAGGUGCAGAUGCAUCAGGGGCAGGGGAGUUGCCAGGCAUGGCUAGGUCUCUGAGAGAGCUGCAGUUACAAGAUGGGAGUUUCAUGCCCGUCGUGUGUGGCAGCGAGUCCGACAUGCGAUUCGUAUUCUGCGCUGCGGCUAUUUCUAGCAUGAUCGGGGAUUGGCGGGGAGUGGACGUUGCUCGUGCUGUCAGCUACAUCCAGAGGUCACAAUCAUUUGAUGGGGGAUUCGGCCUCGGCCCCGGUUUUGAAUCACACGGAGGAGCGACCUACUGUGCUGUGGCAGCGUUGCAACUCAUUUCCUCCUCGCCAUUGGUAGCAGCAGCAGCAGGAGCAGCGUCGUUGUCGUCGUCAUUAUUGCCAACGUCACCAUCACCAUCAUCAUCAGCACCGGCACUGGGGUCGUCACAGCUAUCACAGUUUCCACUGCUGCUGUCGCUGCUGCAAUCGCUGCCAACACCAACAGCAGGCUCGCAUGAUGAGCCGGCGGCGGCAGAGGCUCAGGAAGAGCCAGCAGCAGCAGCAGACGUGCAAACAUGCAUCUCCCAUUUCCCGUCGACCAAUUUGCUUCCACUAAUUGACUGGUGCCUUCAGAGGCAGGGAGUGGACGGGGGGUUUCAGGGGCGGCGCAACAAGCCAGCUGACACGUGCUAUGCCUUCUGGGUGGGCGGCACACUGAGCAUGCUUGGCGCAGACCAACUCAUUGACUUCGUUGCUCUCCGCAGCUUCCUCUUCACCUGCCAGAACACGAGGUACGGCGGCUUCAGCAAGCACCCCGGGGGGUUCCCUGACAUUCUUCACUCCUUCUAUGGCGUCUGUGGGUUCUGCCUCGCUGGGGAGCCCGGCCUGCUUCCGCUGCACGUCCCCCUGGGCAUCUCCAAGCGCGCAGCUGAGUGCUUUGGAGGUAGCAGUUGCCUGUAGUACGGUGCUGGUCAUGCUGCUGGUCAUGCUGCUGGUCAUGCUGCUGGUCAUGCUGCUGGUCAUGCUGCUGGUCAUGCUGCUGGUCAUGCUGCUGGUCAUGCUGCUGGUCAUGCUGCUGGUCAUGCUGCUGGUCAUGCUGCUGGUCAUGCUGCUGCUCAUGCUGCUGGUCAUGCUGCUGCUCAUGCUGCUGCUCAUGCUGCUGGUCAUGC